UUCUGUGUCUUGUUUCCCACUUCCACGCUUGAGACUUUAACCAGGACGGCACUAUGUCUUACCCUUAUUCCAGAACCCCAAGUGUUUAUGGAGGAGCCGGUGGUCGAGGAACCCGGAUCUCUGCAUCACCCUCUUCACCAAGGGGCUUCAACCUAGCUGAUGGUUUAGACCCGUCCACUGAUGAGAAGGGCACCAUGCAGAAUCUGAAUAACCGCCUGGCGUCCUACCUAGAGAAAGUGCGUUCACUGGAGAAGGCCAACGCUGAGCUGGAGCAGAAGAUCAGAGAGCGGUGUGAAAAUCGCCCUGAUGUCACAUUCGACCACACCAUCUUCCUGGACCCCAUCAAGGACCUGAAGAACAAAAUUCAAUUAGCUUCCCAGGAAAAUGCCACAUUAAUCCUGGCUGCGGAUAAUGCCAAACUGGCUGCUGAUGACUUUAAGCUAAAGUAUGAGAAUGAGCUGGCCAUGCGUCGGGCCAUUGAAGCCGACACCGCCAAUCUGAGGAAACUUCUGGAUGAGUUUAUCUUGAGACGGUCGGAUCUGGAGAUAGAGACUGAGGCUCUGAACGAAGAGCUCAUCAUACUGAAGAGAAACCACGAGGAGGAGAUGUCUCUGGCUAGUGCCGAGGCUGGAGGUCAGGUGAACGUUAGUGUGGAUGCAGCACCCUCUAUGGACCUGAACCAGGCCAUGACGGAGAUCAGACAACACUAUGAGGCUGUGACUGAGAAAAACCGUGAAGAGUUGGAGUCCUGGUAUGAAACCAAGAUGGCCACAGUGCAACAGGAGGUGGUCACACAAAAUGAAGAUCUUCAGAACAGCAGAACAGAGCUGAAGGAAUACACAAACACUUUACAAAGACUACAGAUUGAACUGCAGACCCAUCAGAGCAUGAGGUCAGCCCUUGACGGUGAACUGGAGGAAACACAGGCCCGUUAUGGGGACCAGUUGGCUAGGCUUCAGGCUACUGUUAGCAGCCUGGAGCACCAGCUUAGUCAAUUUCAUGCUAACAUUGGCAACAACAAGCGAGAGUAUGAAACGCUGCUGGACGUCAAGACCAGACUGGAGCUUGAGAUUGCAGAGUACAGGAGACUGCUGGAUGGAGAUGAGAGGUGAUGCUCAAGAAAAUUAUUUCUUGAAUAUC
This is a messenger RNA of Carassius gibelio (silver crucian carp), 1140 nucleotides long. Its product is annotated as keratin, type I cytoskeletal 13-like. Bases 54 to 1112 code for a protein of 352 amino acids. Gene Ontology annotation, molecular function: structural molecule activity. The record is from RefSeq and is a predicted model, not a curated record. The transcript has 6 exons. NCBI's taxonomy places the organism in Eukaryota, Metazoa, Chordata, Actinopteri, Cypriniformes, Cyprinidae.